GUGCGUCACGCCACUGCGCAAUCAAGCACGGAAAUAAAAUAACAGCUGUUCUACAAUAUUCGCUCGGGCAACUCAGGCAGCAGCUGUACCACGCAGCCGUUUUCCUUGGGAUCGCGAUUGUUUGGACGUUGCUUUCUCAUUGUUGUAAUAAUCACCGUGUAGUUUGGACUAUUCUUUCGCCCAUUUUUAAACGUAUAUUACUGUGCAAGUAAUUACAGUAUUGGCGUUCGAAGUGUGUGAAUCAUUAAUCCGUAAGCUACGCUGGCGCUAUGUUUACCAAAAUUCCUCAUUCGUUGUUAUUGUGACUCAAGUUGAAAUGCCUCGUGAAUACGUGGACCGCGAGGAGAGUUCUGCAGUGUUAUGUUAAUAGAAUCUCUUUUAGAUAGUGAUUUUAGUAAAAUUAGUUCUUGACAAUGUCUAACACGGUUCCGACCAGUUCUGCACUGAGGGCUCUAGCCUUAGAGUAUAAGAGUCUGCAAGAGGAGCCCGUGGAAGGGUUCCGAGUGAAACUUUUAGGAGAGGACAAUUUAUUUGAGUGGGAAGUCGCGAUUUUCGGCCCUCCAGACACAUUAUACCAAGGUGGAUAUUUCAAGGCACAUAUGAAAUUCCCACCAGACUACCCAUACUCACCACCUUCCAUUAGAUUUUUAACAAAAGUGUGGCAUCCAAAUGUGUAUGAGAAUGGUGACCUCUGCAUAUCGAUCCUGCACCCGCCGGUUGACGACCCGCAAUCGGGCGAGCUGCCGUGCGAACGCUGGAACCCGACGCAGUCGGUGCGCACCGUGCUGCUAUCCGUGAUCUCACUGCUCAACGAGCCUAACACGUUCAGUCCCGCCAACGUCGACGCCAGCGUCAUGUACCGCCGCUGGCGCGACUCCAAAGGGAAGGAUAAGGAAUACGAGAAUAUUAUCAGGAAGCAAGCCCAAGUGGCGCGCACUGAGGCUGAGAAGGAAGGCAUAGUAGUACCCCUUACGUUAGAAGAUUAUUGCAUCAAAACCCAAGUCAAGUCGACAACGCAGGAGCCACAGUUGGACAUGACAGACUUCUACGACGACGAUUACGACGAUCUCGACACAGAUUCCGACGAGGAAGUGGACGGCGGCGACGGCGACGGCGACGACAGCGGCAACGGCGAGUCGUGAGGCCGCGCCCCGCACUCUGCGCGCCAUCUGUCGCGGCGGACGGACCACGGUAACAACCUAGCUAGCACGACAUCUACCGGCCAACGCUUCAAACUCGCCAACUUAAUGGCGGCUCGUAACUAACUUCACACACAUCAGACUACCUCAAUCUGUCAAAAGAUUUUAAACCUAAUCACAAUAAUGAAAAGUUAAGGGUUCGCUUUGUAAAAUUUGACAGGUUCGGGUAUGCUGCUAAUAAGCGUCUGUACAUGCUGUUCCGAGCCACCAUUAAGUUUGGUAUGAAAUAAAACCCCUCACCACCGGCCAAUACUUGAACCAUAAACCUACCGUAGUUUUACUUCCUGAACAGAUUCAAUCUUUCUUUCUUUCCGUAUAUCCACACCGCAGUUAAUUAAUACUUGGAAACUUAUAGCUGCAAGAAGUUACUGCGGUGUGGCAAAAAAUUACCCUCUUCAUAUAAAAUUAAUGUGUCAGCUAAUCAGUAUUGAAUCGCGUCGUUUUUCCUCACUAAUUUCGCAUAAUAUGCAAAAUUGGCAAUUUUUAAUUUCCUUGCAGUUACGUACUGCCAAGGCUAUAUGCUGCAUAGCCGUGAGUAGUGACUUCAUUUAACGACUGACUGGCCAUGCGUGCUACAGCCGACUUCCGUAGUUAUACAGUCAGGUUAUACAACCAAUAUUACACGCUGUUGUUAUGUUAACAUACACGUUAAAUGAAGUUUAGUUAAUUUUUCAGCUUUUCAAAGUAAAUGCAGCUGAUUCUAGAGCCAUUUACAGCUUCUUCUGUUUUCGUAAUAUCUCCUUUAUAAAGAUAAAUCAUUUUCUACUACUCUUCAAUGAUGGCCUAUUGAAAAACGACGCUUUUCAAUCAAUUAUAUUCAUUUCACUUUUUUUAUUGAACCAAUGGAUUGUUUUAAAAGUUUUAAACUGUAGGAAACAGGUUUACAAAUGUAUGAAUUUACUUGAAAUCCAAUUUAUUUUUAAAUAUUUUGACAUCAAUUGAAAAUUUAUUUUAAAACAAAGCAAAGGUGAAUUCUCGAAUCCUCCGAACAGAAUGACAUUUUUUGCACUGGCAAUUUGUAUACAGCCGCCAUCUUGAAUUGCCAAAGAGGUUGCUCUCAAUUAAAUGCGUAAUUUGAGAAGGCCCCUUUGUUUUGCACAAUCAUUUUACAUAAAAAGAUACAAGUAAACUUUAACAAAAAAUAUAAAAUGAAUAAUAAAUAAAUGUGUAUGUAUAACGGAAAUAAUUUAUAGAUUCCUCUGGAUCUACUACGACUUAAAAUAUUGAUAAUCAUAAAAAAUAUCGUGUAUCUAAACAGUAGACUAUAAACUAUUUUUGAAAAUCAUAUACUUACCUAUUACUUAUAAAUUGUAAACAAUUGCAUAACUAAACUCUUUUGCAAAAAAAGCGGGCACCUAUGCGAAAUCUUAGUUUUAAGGACUUUACGUGUAUUUCAAAGGGUUUUAAUGAUUGUAGUAUGUUUCUAGCAUCAAAAGAGUUAGCCGAGCAUGCGUGAGAGUGUAUUCUAAAUUUGAAUUUUGUACAAUUGCUAAGAAAUUGGUUAAACCUUGUUAUGGACUAAUUGCUAGCAGAAAGUUCGUCGGUGUUUCGCAAAGUUUUUGAAGUGAUUUUCAGAAAAAUGAUAAUGCAGUUUUAAUGAAUGAUUAAUGUACUUUUUUGUUAGAUCAAAACAUUUUUGAAAAUCUAUGCGUAUUUGAUAAAAUUUUCACCUGCUCUAAAUGGGUUAUACUGAUGGUUGAUGGCAAUGUUAAGAGUUUCGGUAUUUUAGUGUAAAGCGUUCUAUUGUUUAGAUAUUAUACCCACGUGUUUAAAAAUAUCGCUUUUUCAUAAAUAAACACUAUUUAGAAGAGUAUCAGUACUUUGAGCUGCGACAAAACCAAUUGAAAGUAAGCAGUGCCGAUCACAACUCGUCUCCUAUAAGACUUUGACAUUUUUGAAAGUCUUGAAAUUCUACAAAAUACGGAAAAUAGCGCAUAGGCUGUGAGCACGAGGUCUUAAGGUCUCAUUAUCACUGAUUUUUAAACAACCUCGUCUCUUGGGAAACUCCGUAGAACUCUGAAGAUCUAUGAGUCUGAGCGUUCAAAUAGCGUGUGUUCAUCCCACGGACAUUUGAUUAAAUAAACUUGCCUACAAUGAGAUUUUCUGGCAUCUACAGCACUUUCCUGCUUAAAUCAUAACAAUAAUUGGCUAUCUACUCAUUUCUUAAGAACCAUACGUUUGGCCAAUAAUUUUGAAUUCUUGACUCCCUUUCAGCUAAAUCGUCGUUUAGUAACCCGAUACCUAUGGAGUUAUCGAGAGCUUCAAGGCGGCAAUAAUUUGACUUUUUAGAUAGCUUUAACCCUCCUCAUAAUUUUUCAUGUGGUUAAUUUUAACAUUUAUCACAAAAUUUGGUAUUUUUAAAUGACAAAGUCCGAUAGGAAACGAGUUGUGAUCGGCACUGCUUACUUUAAAUAGGUUUUGUCGCAGCCAAAGGUACUGAUACUCUUCUAAAUAGUGUUUAUCUAUGAAAAAGCGAUAUUUUAAAACACGUGGGUACAAUAUCUAAACAAUAGAACGCUUUACACUAAAAUACCGAAACUCUUAACAUUGCCAUCAAUCAUCAGUAUAACCCAUUUAGAGCAGGUGAAAAUUUUAUCAAAUACGCACAGUUUUUCAAAAAUGUUUUGAUCUAACAAAAAAGUACAUUAAUUAUUAAUUAAAACUGCAUUAUCAUUUUCCUGAAAAUCACUUCAAAAACUUUUCAAAACACCGACGAACUUUCUGCUAGCAAUUAGUCCAUAACAAGGUUUAACCAAUUUCUUAGCAAUUGUACAAAAUUCAAAUUUAGAAUACACUCUCACGCAUGCUUGGCUAACCCUUUUGAUGCUAGAAACAUACUACAAUCAUUAAAACCCUUUGAAAUACACGUAAAGUCCUUAAAACCAAGAUUUCGCAUAGGUGCCCGUUUUUUUUGCAAAAGAGUGUAUAUCAGACUAACUUUAAUGCAUUUGAAUUGUUAAUUACGAUUAUUGUUUUCAGUUGUCCGUACCGCUUGCCUGAACUGGAUAGUUAAUAUUAAUUUUAUUAUAAUAACAGUGAAUGAGUCAUUCUUGUUUCUAUUAUAAUAUCUCUAUGGCAAUGUGGCCAUUAUGUAAAUGUUAGAAUCUUUCUAAAAUAGACAAUUAUAUAAUUAGUUUUGUUUAUAUUAUGUGUAACAAUACUUCUGUGAUUGUAAAACAUUAUUGCCUGAAUAUUUGUUUGUCUUUAUGUUUAGUUUUAUUAAUUUUUGAUUAUUAGAAUCAUUAAAACAUAACAAUAUUUUUGGCAUUUUAUUUUCUGAAACACAGUAAUUAUUAUCAAAGUAAAAGAACUGGCAAGUCAAUGUAGCUGUAUAAUCGGAUGUGUUCUAACCUCUCCUAUUCAUAGUCAUGCUACAUUCAUAUGAUCCUCUCAGAUGCAGUAUGUACAGAAAUAUAUGUAACUUAAAAUUUUCAAUGAUUCUGGAGUAUGCUCAAACCAUAUUAUAUGAUAAUACUAAAAAUGAUACAGUACAUUAAUAAGAAUGUUUAGUGAUUCAUGAACGAAAUUAUUUGUAAUGUAUAUUAAGAAAAAAUGAAUUUUAAUGGUUAGUGUGCACUAAGUUAAAUUUAUAUAGAUUUGUAAUGUAAUACUUGUAUGAUUUGUAUUUUUAAGAAUUAGAAUACCUGCGAAUUUGGCUUCUAAAUUCCUAUCAAACUGUAUUUAACAUGUUAUCUCCGAUCGCAAUGCUACUUCGUAACAGUUAAUGCGUUAAUAGAUACUUUCCUAAUCCUAUGUCAGUCAGAACGUAAUAUUUUCGGAAAUCCUGCUAAAAUCGUCCAAAAGUUAUUCAUUAGUUAGAUGUAAGUUAAAGUAAGCGGUUUGGAAAAAUAUCGUAGGAAAAUUCACGAUGAGAAUGUUAAUUACGUAUUAAAUAAUAAACAGAAUGUGUUUGGAUGAGA
Messenger RNA from Helicoverpa armigera (cotton bollworm), 5119 nucleotides. RefSeq names its product ubiquitin-conjugating enzyme E2 R2. Gene Ontology annotation, molecular function: ubiquitin conjugating enzyme activity. The coding region runs from base 414 to 1142 and encodes 242 amino acids. The transcript has 5 exons. NCBI's taxonomy places the organism in Eukaryota, Metazoa, Arthropoda, Insecta, Lepidoptera, Noctuidae. Gene Ontology annotation, biological process: ubiquitin-dependent protein catabolic process; protein polyubiquitination. The record is from RefSeq and is a predicted model, not a curated record.